AUGACCCAACUAACGAGGCAGGGCAUAAAGUUUCAAUGGACUGAGAGGUGUGAGAAGAGUUUUCAGGAACUGAAACAGAAAUUGGUUGCAUCUCCAAUUUUAGCUAUACCAGAGGGUUCAGAUGGAUUCGUUAUAUAUAGUGAUGCAUCCAAACAAGAUGACAAUGCUUUGAUGUUCGAAGGAAGGUUAUGUGUACCGAAAGAUGAAGGGAUAAGAAAUGAGAUAUUAGAGAAAGCUGACUAUGCCCUGUAUGCUGCACAUCCUGGGGUACUAAAAUGUAUCGAGACAUUCGCGAUAUAUUUUGGUGGAUGA
This is a messenger RNA of Fraxinus pennsylvanica, 312 nucleotides long. NCBI's taxonomy places the organism in Eukaryota, Viridiplantae, Streptophyta, Magnoliopsida, Lamiales, Oleaceae. The record is from the annotation of a GenBank genome assembly.